This is a messenger RNA of Galdieria sulphuraria, 1931 nucleotides long. Its product is annotated as poly(A) polymerase. The coding region runs from base 138 to 1892 and encodes 584 amino acids. The record is from RefSeq and is a predicted model, not a curated record. The transcript is spliced from 5 exons. NCBI's taxonomy places the organism in Eukaryota, Rhodophyta, Bangiophyceae, Galdieriales, Galdieriaceae. Gene Ontology annotation, cellular component: nucleus. Gene Ontology annotation, molecular function: poly(A) RNA polymerase activity; RNA binding.
AAACUGAUUUGAAGUCCAUUCUUCCCAUUUGCUAUUUCUGAUUCAAAAUUUUGCUUCAACCGCAGAAUAGUGUUGAUCGUCGGAAAUGACGCGCAAGUAGAGAAAGAAAAAGAGAGAAGGGCGCGACGUGUCUCAAAAUGGGCUCAGAAGAGAAAUUUGGAACAAGAACUGGUGGAUAUAAAGGAGUCACAGAGCCUAUUUCUACAGCGACCCCGACUCCCCUUGACUACAGGCUUUCGCGAGAACUUGAGGAAUUCCUACACAACAGAAAUUUGUAUGAAAAUAACAAGGAAGCACAGCGAAGAGAACAGGUUCUAGCAGAAUUGCACCAGUUAAUAAACGAGUGGGUUCGAAGGGUUUCCCGCUCACAAGGAAUAGCAGAAGAAAUCGUCAGUGAAACUGAAGCAAAGCUUUUUACGUUUGGUUCUUACAGGCUUGGUGUGAAUCCUCCAAACGCAGAUAUAGACACGCUAUGUAUAGUUCCGCGUUACGUGGAAAGAAACCGAGACGUCUUUGGAAUACCUAGUGAAAGUGGUUCCGUUCCUGAAGAAGAAAAUGUUCUCGUGAAUAUUUUUAAAUCGCAUCCGAAAAUUGAGGACGUAGUUCCAGUUUUUGACGCUCAUGUUCCGGUGGUGAAAUUCAAAUUUGCUGGCGUUGAAAUUGACUUGUUAUGUGCCCGUCUCCAGUUUAGCAAACUGCCUGAACGACUUGACAUCUUGGACGAUUCUAUACUAAGAAACGUUGACGAUGAAACUCAACGUUCUGUCAACGGCGUAAGAGUUACUGACGCUAUUUUAAGACUUGUACCAAAUGUAGAAACCUUUCGAACAACUUUGAGAGCUGUGAAGUUUUGGGCGAAAAAUCGUGGAAUCUAUUCCAAUGUAUUGGGGUUUUUGGGUGGGGUAUCUUGGGCAAUUUUAGUGGCGCGUAUCUGUCAGCUUUAUCCUCAUGCGGCAGCGAAUGUGAUUCUAUCUCGCUUUUUUCGAGUUUAUUCCCAAUGGAAGUGGCCAAAUCCAGUGCUCCUUACCAGUAUAUCUCCAGGAAAGCCUUCUUGUGGCUUUAAAGUUUGGAAUCCUGCCGUGUUUCCUGCAGAUCGGAAGCAUUUAAUGCCCGUGAUCACUCCUGCAUAUCCUUCUAUGAAUUCUACGCAUAAUGUUUCUCGCACUACGCUUAGAAUUAUUCAAGAAGAGAUACACCGGGGUUUAGAGAUAACGGACAAGAUCCUGUGUCAGUCUAAUAGUUCACGUAAGACAAUCUCCACAGAGGAUACUGAGAAUGAUCAGACAACGCAAGUUGAACAUUCAGAAGAGACAAAUUUAGUUAAAGAAACCGAAGUUAUGACGUGGUCGAAACUUUUUGAACGAACCGACUUUUUUUCGAAGUUUAAGAAUUACCUUCAAAUAAAUGUCAUUUCGGGAACAGCAGAAAAUCAAAGAAAAUGGCAUGGCUUUGUCGAAUCAAAGCUGCGAGUUCUUACUUUGAAGCUGGAAAUACUUUCACAUACUCUGAUUUACCCCUAUCCUGUUCCCUAUACAAGACCUGGAGUACAAUUUUGUGAAAGCUUUUUCAUUGGUUUAUCGUUUUCGUUGCCGAAGCUUCCAAACCAAAAUGGUUCCAAGGAAAGGAAGAUUGACAUGUCUGGACCAGUUUCAGAAUGGGUUAAUUAUGUUCUUUCCUGGCCUUUUAGAACAUCUGAUAUGGAAGUUUCUGUAGAGCAUGUCAAGCGAAAAUUUCUGCCUGAAUAUGUGUUUAAGGAUGAAAACCAUCGUAGUCGAAAGCGCAAAAGCGGAAUUGUAUAUCUAGACGAGAUCAUUACUGCAAAGGAGAGAAAAGUGGAAGAUAAAGAUGUUACUGAAAACGAAGCCAAAGCCAUGGAAAGUGUAUCUUGCUGAAAUAUCUGUUUUUCUGUGCAGUAUAUAUAAGAGAAUUGG